Messenger RNA from Bolinopsis microptera, 458 nucleotides. RefSeq lists its product as uncharacterized. NCBI's taxonomy places the organism in Eukaryota, Metazoa, Ctenophora, Tentaculata, Lobata, Bolinopsidae. The transcript is spliced from 4 exons. The record is from RefSeq and is a predicted model, not a curated record. The annotation marks the transcript as partial.
AAGGAACACUAUGAAAACAGCAGAAGAUGUCCUCCUUGUCCUCCAGUGAAUCUAAAAUCUCCCUCUCCCCUCCUAUAGAGAGGAUUGAAGUUCUGAGCUCCCCUGUUAGCAAGAGACCCAGAUCUUUAUACUCACAGAUCUCUACUAACAAAAAUGCUGCUCUGAAAUGUCAGUUUUGUUUGGAGUGUUUUGAUCUAUACGAUAUUUUUGAUCACAAGGAUGGACUAUCAUCCUACGUAACAGUGAGCGUCAGCAAUGAUUCCGGUAAUAACCAUGGCAACCAUGGUAGCCUAGGUAAAAGCCCUGGUAAAAAGUGGGCUGUUAUUGGUCGGACCUACAUUGUUGAGAACGAUUGUAACCCUCAAUUCCACGAUAAAGAGUUUGAUAUAAACGAUGUGGUAGUAGACGCAGGAUUAGUCCUCAUUCAGACCUACGCUCUACAUCCCGCUAAUAGUAUG